Molecule: messenger RNA, 956 nt
Organism: Ipomoea nil (Japanese morning glory)
Lineage: Eukaryota; Viridiplantae; Streptophyta; Magnoliopsida; Solanales; Convolvulaceae
Product: protein C2-DOMAIN ABA-RELATED 11
Exons: 4
Coding region: 191-694 (167 amino acids)
Source: RefSeq, a predicted model, not a curated record
CACUCGGUCCACUCCUAGACGAGUAGAAAAAGAAUCAUAUCACCCUGUGUUUUUCAAGAAAAGACCAGACAGGAAAGAGAACCCAAACGUCCAUUUCCAAGCUGAAAUCACAGGCACAAGCACAAAGCUGCAAAGUUUUGAGAUCCCAUUACUUGGUUUUUAUUUGUGUGGUUUAUGAGUUGAAAGUCUUAUGGAAGGCACAUUGGGACAGCUAAAGAUAACGAUUGUACGAGGGAAAAAGCUAGUAAUCCGGGACUUCAAGAGCAGUGAUCCUUAUGUCAUUCUCAAGCUUGGAAAUCAGACUGCAAAGACGAAGGUCAUAAACAGCUGCCUAAAUCCUGUUUGGAAUGAAGACUUCAGUUUCUCUUUAUCUGAACCUGCUGGAGUUCUGAAACUGCAAGUGUUUGAUAAGGACCGCUUCAAGGCCGAUGAUAAGAUGGGUCAUGCCCAUCUUAACCUUCAGCCAUUGAUGGCCGCUGCAAGAUUGAGGCAAAUUGUUGGAAUUUCUUCUGAAGGGUCGAUCUUGAGGAAGGCCAUACCUGAAAGUGACAAUUGUCUGGCAGCAGAUAGCUCUAUUCUCUGGGUCAACGGUGAGGUCGUGCAAGAUGUUUGGUUGAGGCUCCGCGAUGUGGAAUCCGGGGAGAUAGAGUUGAAAGUCAAGUUAACAAAUCUUCCCGUUCCUCCAUCAAAGUAGAGUGGAGUUUAUGUCAUUCUGGCAAGUUGUAGUUUCUCUUGUGCAUCUCUCUCUCUCUGUUAUUUUAUUUUAUUUUUUUAAAAAUUUUAUUUAAAGCAAUGGAUUGAUGUAAUGUAUUUGUUAGCUAUCCUGACCAUGAAAAGAAUGUUGUGUUGUAAGUUGUAUAUAUAGAGAACAUUGGGCAUUGUGUUACAGCUAAGUUUAUCAGUAAACACCUUGAAAAUGAAUAUUCUGCAGCUUCAGUGGAACUGUGGAACCCUAA